Molecule: messenger RNA, 1887 nt
Organism: Neltuma alba
Lineage: Eukaryota; Viridiplantae; Streptophyta; Magnoliopsida; Fabales; Fabaceae
Product: triphosphate tunnel metalloenzyme 3
Exons: 2
Coding region: 300-908 (202 amino acids)
Source: RefSeq, a predicted model, not a curated record
AUCUCACCAUGUGUUUUUCCCAUCCAGAAUCAGAUUCCGCAAGAAAAUGCUGAGGCGACCAACUAAAAUCGAAGUGAAGAUCGAAGAUAAAGAGGAACUCGAGGAAGCUCGCAGACGCAGCGCCGCCGCCAUCACCCCCACCACCACCACUGGCGCAGCUACUCUUCUCCAUCAGCUCGAUCGCGCCAAGGAUUCCUCUUCCAAAGCGCAUCGCAUUGGUAUUUCCUCCUAAACGAACCCUAAAUUUUCCCACCAGAGCACUUAACAGACGCCUACUUUCUCCUCCCUCAUCAUCCCCAAUGGAGGUGGAAGUGAAGCUGCGGUUGGGAAAUGCUGAAGCUCAUCGUUUGGUCACGACUUUACUCGCUCCGUUUCACAUUAAAACCCAUCGCCAAGAGAAUCUGUUCUUCGACGGCGCAGCCGGGGAGCUCUCGUCUCGCCGCGCCGUUCUCCGGCUCCGAUUCUUCGACGACGACGCCCGCUGUGUCGUUUCGCUCAAAGCUAAAGCGGUCUUGGUCGACGGCGUGAGUCGGGUGGAGGAGGAUGAAGAGGAUCUAGACCCAAAGAUCGGUCGCGAUUGCGUGGCUGAACCGGGGAGGUUGGAUUCGGUGGUGGAGUCUAGAGUGCUGAGGAGGGUGAAGGAGGAGUUUGGAGUGGUGGGUGAGAAGGGAUAUGUGGGCUUAGGAGGCUUUAGAAAUGUGAGGAGCGUGUAUGAGUGGAAGGGUCUGGAAUUGGAAGUGGAUGAGACUAGUUUUGGUUUUGGAACGUUGUAUGAGAUCGAGUGUGAGAGUGCUGAUCCUGAAAGGGCUAAGCAGCUUCUUGAGGACUUUCUGAAGGAGAAUGGUAUUGCGUAUUCUUACUCGGAGAUGUCCAAGUUUGCAAUUUUUCGAUCGGGGAAACUGCCAUAGUGGAGUAUACCACUAAUGGCUAUUGACGCAUCUUAGAAGCUAGGAAAAGUAUCCUGGGGUCCUGAGUAUUGUUGAGUGCCAAUAGCCCUUCGCUUGAGUUUGGCAUGCAUGGGUGUAGUACAGAAAUUGAGAUGAGCCGAGAGACGUCUUGUAUAAAAUGAGCCCUACUUUGCACUUUCUCCUUUCCUUUGUAACAUCAGUAGUGAAGGCUCAAAUCAAGGUUUCAAAAUCACAGUUGUACAUGGUCCCAAAAAAAAAAAAUCAGUUAUACGUAUUUUCUUGUUGGAAAUCUCUCAUGAUUAAAUUUCAAAAUGCAUAAUGUAUGUAUUGUUUGCUGCUGUUGUAAAUAUGGAUGGUAUCAUUAAGCGUGAGCUAGUGACCAUUUUUAUUUGUCGCACUGCUUUUGCAAUUUACUUUUGUAGAAACUUGCAUUCUCUACCCAUUUGUUUUAUGAUAUAAUACGCUCAGCCCGUACGGAAACAUGAUUUUGAUGGUUUAUAUUUUAUGCAGUUUUCAUUUUAGAAGCAUUCAGUUUCAAAAGCCUAAUUUAAAGCCAUGGUAUAGAUCACUAAGUCGCCCAAGGAUCCUCGAAAUUUCCUACUUCACAGCAUAAAGUUGUUACAGACACAUGCAGUGACCUUUUUUAGUAACAUUAUUGGGUUAUAAUUAUGAAUAUUCUUGCAGGUUAACUUUGAUGGGAAAGAAGCAUCCAUCUUCCUGUCAAAGAGUGCUGCGGAAUAUUAUUUAUAUUCCCCCUUCAACAAGAGAACCAUUUGUAUCUCUUUCUUCAAGCAGAUAGCUUCCUAAUUUUCUUUCACGUAUUGGCUUUUUGAAGUGAAUUGUCAAUAAACUUUAGGCUUUUAUAUUUGAGUUUCUUUAGGCCAAGUUCUAUGUACAUUUCACUGCCAUAUUGGUUGAACAGGCUUUAAAAUGAGAUGAGAUGUGAUGGCUUAAUUCAUUGCUUAACUGAUUAUAUGAA